AUGGAUCGCUCGAAGAAGGCAGAAGCAACGCCCGCCGGGUCUUCCAGGAUCCUUAUCGCGUGCGUCCGCUGUAAGGCUCGUAAGAUCCGGUGCAAUGGCGAAACGCCUCAGUGCGGCAACUGCGUCACGCGUGACGCUGAAUGCACCUACGCGCCGGUUAGGAAAUAUCGAGGACCAGGAAAAGGAAAGAAGAAUUCUGAAGCGGCAGAGGGAGUGGCGCCAUUGUCAUCAUCUUCUCAGCCACUAGACAACGGCAACAGCUCAAGUCAAGACGAGAAGGGUGAAUCCACUGUUCCGGCCACACCAUUGACAGAAAUACCAAAACCUGCACCGGCAUAUUACGGACUUGUUAUAAACAAUUCAAUUGCGCAACAACGGGAUGGUUCGGUGGACCCAUCCCGACCACAAGUCGGUAUCCAAAGUCGCAUGCAGAUAUUCCCCGACUUUCUACUCCCAGGGGCAUUCGAUUCACACUUAAAGGCAUUCAAGGGAAAUCUCGGCAGUGUCAAUACCGCCCAAAGAUUUGCGCCGCUUAUGCCCCAACAUAUAUCGCGACGUAUGGUCCAAAGCUCGUUUGCCGACAUCAUGGCGGAGCAUCAACUGUUGGACCUACCGAACUUCUUGGUGCUCCUCGAUGCCCAAUACACCGACAGCUCUGUUGCCCCAGCUGAGAAUCCAUCCAGGUGGGCCUUUGUCAAUGCCAUCAUUGCCCUUGCGGCCCGGUUUAAAAUAGCUCCUGGCUCGGAGGCUGAGUUGUCUGAUAUCGCCCAUGGAUUUUACCAGAAUGCCAUCACGGUAAUUCCUGAGCUCAUACUGCAAGACCCGAGCUUGCUUUCAAUACAGGCACUCUUAGGCAUGGCGAUGUUUGCCCAGCGUAUUUCAGACACUCGAGUUUGCAUCAUGUUAACAGCCAAUGCCUCACGCCAACUGGAAUUAUUUAAUGUCGGACGGUUAACGGCGGGGCGUAUGAUCGAGGUCGAAGAGGAGGAACAGUACCAACAGCUUUGCCGAGUUGUAUGCAAGUUUAAUAGGGAUACAGGGUACAUCAUUCCACCCUAA
Ilyonectria robusta is the source of this 1059-nucleotide messenger RNA. RefSeq lists its product as uncharacterized. Gene Ontology annotation, molecular function: DNA-binding transcription factor activity, RNA polymerase II-specific; DNA binding; zinc ion binding. Gene Ontology annotation, biological process: DNA-templated transcription; regulation of DNA-templated transcription. Gene Ontology annotation, cellular component: nucleus. The record is from RefSeq and is a predicted model, not a curated record. Lineage: Eukaryota; Fungi; Ascomycota; Sordariomycetes; Hypocreales; Nectriaceae. Bases 1 to 1059 code for a protein of 352 amino acids. The transcript has 3 exons.